AUGCGGCAGCUUAAACACCACGAGCGCAAGCUCCUCAAGAAGGUGGACUUUCUGCGAUGGAAGAACGAGCACAACAUGCGGGAGCUGCAGGCGAUGCGGCGCUACCACAUCCAAAACCGCGAUGACUAUAAGACCUACAACAAGAUUGCGGGCAUGAUUACUAAGCUGACCAACAUGCUGCGGCAGCUGGGCCCAGAGGACCCCACCCGCAUCGAGCUCACAGACCAGCUGCUGGACAAGUGA
Messenger RNA from Monoraphidium neglectum, 243 nucleotides. Its product is annotated as U3 small nucleolar ribonucleoprotein IMP3. The coding region runs from base 1 to 243 and encodes 80 amino acids. The record is from RefSeq and is a predicted model, not a curated record. The transcript has 2 exons. Gene Ontology annotation, molecular function: rRNA binding. NCBI's taxonomy places the organism in Eukaryota, Viridiplantae, Chlorophyta, Chlorophyceae, Sphaeropleales, Selenastraceae.